This is a messenger RNA of Myiozetetes cayanensis, 1121 nucleotides long. RefSeq names its product acyl-CoA thioesterase 13 (gene ACOT13). Gene Ontology annotation, molecular function: fatty acyl-CoA hydrolase activity. Bases 240 to 581 code for a protein of 113 amino acids. Lineage: Eukaryota; Metazoa; Chordata; Aves; Passeriformes; Tyrannidae. The record is from RefSeq and is a predicted model, not a curated record. The transcript has 4 exons.
AUGGGGCUCACGGUGGAAACCCUGAGGGAGGCCAUGAAGUACAUGCUGGAGUCGCAGGGCUUCGACCGGGUGCUCCGCAAGGUGGAUUGGAGCCCCACUCCCUGACAGAAGUGGAAGCCAUCUGCUCCCAGUGUCAAGCGUCAGUGAAGUCCUCAUUAGGAAUUCUGUCAGAAACUUAGGCUUCCAGUGAGUGCAGCACAGCAUGCCUGGUGUAGGACUUGGGAUUUUCAUUGAUCAAGAUGAAACUUGUUUCUGCAACUCCUGGAAACGUUGUUUGUGAAAUGAAAGUAGAGGAGGAACAUACCAACAGAUUUGGCACAUUACAUGGAGGUUUGACAGCCACACUCGUGGAUGUAGUGUCAACAGCAGCAUUGCUCUACACAGAAAGAGCAACACCUGGAGUCAGUGUGGACAUGAACAUCUCAUACACUUCUGCUGCUAAGAUUGGAGAAGAGAUAUUGAUUACAGCUCAGAUUCUGAAGCAAGGAAGAAGUCUUGCGUUUGCUACCGUGGAUUUAACAAAUAAGGCAACAGGAAAGUUAAUUGCACAAGGCAGACACACAAAGUUCCUAGAACAUUAAUAUAAGAACAUAAUGUAAAUAAUAAUGUUGGACUUCAGAAUGUCAUUAUUAUUUUCUCACUUAAAUAAGAUACCUGCACAAAAUUGUGUUAUUCUGUAGAAAGUGAAUUUGUCUCACUUCCAUAAUGAAUUUUUAAAUUACCACCAGAAUUGCUACAAGCCUAAAACUAGUGCCUAUUUUGAGAUGAACAACAGAGUGUAAUAGCAUAGGGAUAUAUUUGGCUUUUUUUUUUUUGGUCAAGGUAGCAGAAGGGAAGAGCCUUUGGAACAGCCAUAUGUUUUACCAGCAUAACAGUUUUAAGAGAUCCAUUCUCUUUCCCUUUGGUGCCAUGUGACAAAGUAGCCAUGUCUUCUGGCCUGUUACAGUCAUGCUCAAACACCACUAUGUAUGCUUAUAAACUAUACUUGUUCUGUAAGAUGAUAGUACAGAGUUCUUAUAGUGCAAAACUGGUUUGAAAGUGUAAAGCAGGCUAAUGCAAAAUGUUCAUUUACUGAUGCUGUAACAAAUUCAAAAGUACUCAAUAAAGUACUCUGAAACUAC